UUUUUGUGGAGGACGCUGGACCCCUGAGUGUCAUCCUGGCUCAGGUCGGUAGUAUCCGCCCCACCCGGGGUGGGAGGACGAUGAAUGAAAGUAACCACCAUCAGCAACCACAACGGGCAAGUAUGGGCAGAGGACGCCGUGGAGCAAAGCAAGUGAAGGAAAACAAUGAAGCAUAUGAAAUACCCAUACCUUUAGACGAGCCACACCAGAUGGAGUCUCAGACGCAAACUCAUCAACAGUUAUAUUAUGGCCUGAGCCCCCCACAGAAUUUUGAUGAAGCUCCAGAGAUGCCACCUCCUUCAUUGACCCUGGUAACCAGUAUGAGGACACAGCUGCACAUGGCUGUGGAGAGGAAUUCCUGGUUGCAGAAGCGAAUCGAAGACCUGGAAGAGGAGCGGGAUUUCCUGCGCUGCCAGCUGGACAAAUUCAUCUCCUCCGCCCGCCUGGAUGCUGACGAUCACUGCCGCAGCAAGCAGCCCCCGCGGCGGUCCGAGAUGUCUGAGAGCCGGAAUGGGGAUGUGACAGACGACGACAGCAUGGGCUCCUGGCUCAGUGGCAGCCCUGAGGAAGGGGGCUCUGCGGAGCAUAAGAAACAGAAAGGCGGGGCAAACCGGCGGCGCUUCGUCAAACCUAAAGUCCGUGAGAGGCAGAGGGUCAAAGAUGUGGACGGGGUGCUGUGCCGCUACAAGAAGAUCCUGUACACGUUUCAGAAGCUGCAGAGCAUGAGCCGGGCCUUUGAGCACCACCGGGUGGACCGGAACACCGUGGCCCUGACCACGCCCAUCGCCGAGCUCCUGAUUGUGGCUCCCGAAAAGCUGGCCGAGGUGGGCGAGUUCGACCCAUCCAAGGAGCGGCUGCUGGAGUACUCCCGCCGAUGCUUCAUGGCGCUGGACGAUGAGACGCUCAAGAAGGUCCAGGCCCUCAAGAAGAGCAAACUUCUUCUGCCCAUCACUUAUCGCUUCAAGCGGAAAACGGACUCUCCUGGCCCGGCUGCCGGCACCCCUUUGCCCUCCCCUGCCACACCGCCCAAGCCGCUUCUGCCCAUUGCGGAUUGCUACAAGCGGUAAUUUCCCCCCUCCCUCCUUUGGCGAAGCCCAGUUUGCCGGCCCGGUCCAC
This is a messenger RNA of Elgaria multicarinata webbii, 1116 nucleotides long. It is a transcript of the gene CCDC106, whose product is annotated as coiled-coil domain containing 106. NCBI's taxonomy places the organism in Eukaryota, Metazoa, Chordata, Lepidosauria, Squamata, Anguidae. Gene Ontology annotation, cellular component: nucleoplasm. The record is from RefSeq and is a predicted model, not a curated record. The transcript has 6 exons. The coding region runs from base 81 to 1067 and encodes 328 amino acids.